AUGGACGGGAAGUUGCCGCCGCCGAACCCGAACCUGCCGUACCGGGAGGACUGCUGGAGCGAGGGCGAGACGGCCGCGCUCGUCGACUCCUGGGGCUCGCGCUACCUCGACCUCAACCGCGGCAGCCUCCGCCAGCCGCAGUGGCGGGAGGUCGCCGACGCCGUCAACUCCCGCCCCGGGGCCUCCGCGCGCCGCCGCCCGCCGCGCACCGACAUCCAGUGCAAGAACCGCGUCGACACGCUCAAGAAGAAGUACAAGGCCGAGCGCGCGCGCGGCGGGCCAUCGCCCUGGUCCUUCUACGGCCAGCUCGACUUCCUCGUCGGGCCCACGCUCACCGGCAGCAAGAAGCCGUCCCCGCCGCGCGCCGCGCUGCCCGUCUUCCGGAGGCGCCAGACGCCGCCGCGCUCCCCGUCGCCGCAAUCGCCGCCGCCGCUCCCCAUGGCACUCCCGCUGCACAAUUACCGCCGUGGCUCCGACCUCCCCUCCGCAAACCUCAUCCAUAAGGCGGCCGCAGCCGCCGCCGCCGCUGCCGCGGAGUCCGACUCAGAAGAUGGCUACAACAACAACGACUAUGACGAUGAUGAAGGCUCUCAGCAGUCGCCGUCGCGUUCGGUAUCUUCUCGCUCCGGUGGUGGUGCUGCCGCUCCUGCUGUUGGCAGCAAGAGGAAGAUGAGCAGCGGGAGUGGUGGAUUCGGGGAGCUAGCGAGGGCAAUUGAGACCUUCGCGGAUAUGUACGAGCGCAUGGAAGCUGCUAAGCAGCGGCACGCGGAGGAGAUGGAGAGGCAGCGAAUCAAGUUCCUCAAGGAUCUGGAGCUGAAGCGGAUGCAGGCUUUUGUGGACAUGCAGCUGCAGCUUGCGAGGGCAAAGCACGCCAGGAAGGGUGAUGCUUCCUCAGAGAUGCUCAUGUCUCUCGCUGCACUGCCAUUCCUCAGCAGCCCUGCUUUCCUCUAA
This is a messenger RNA of Miscanthus lutarioriparius, 951 nucleotides long. NCBI's taxonomy places the organism in Eukaryota, Viridiplantae, Streptophyta, Magnoliopsida, Poales, Poaceae. The record is from the annotation of a GenBank genome assembly.